Aspergillus welwitschiae is the source of this 678-nucleotide messenger RNA. RefSeq lists its product as uncharacterized. The coding region runs from base 114 to 518 and encodes 134 amino acids. The record is from RefSeq and is a predicted model, not a curated record. The transcript has a single exon. NCBI's taxonomy places the organism in Eukaryota, Fungi, Ascomycota, Eurotiomycetes, Eurotiales, Aspergillaceae.
UUCCACGGUCGAGGGGUAACGGAAUAGAACUACUCCCGCAAGCAACGUUCAAACACAGCAAUUGAAUGUCUUCUUCACAGCUGGGCUGUGACUACCUCUAGCGAUGACUUCAGAUGGGAAGAUCUGCGUUGUCGCUGGAGGUAGCUGGCGUAAGAGCGAGAGGUGGGUUUGUUUCCCAGGGCGGCUGUUCGUCGAGGAUUCUCGGGCCGGAAAAAGUAAAACAGGGACAACGAAAACAGCAGGCAAGAAGCAAACAGGUUCCGGCUGCCAGGAAGGAAGAGAUCCCGAGAGGAGGGAGAUCAGAUCAGAUCAAGACGAAAGAUAGGCAGAGAUGGAGAGAAAUAAAGUCGGUCAAAGGGGAGAGCGACUUUGAGGGGGAGGGAGGAGGAGAGGACCAGAGCGACAAGCCGUGGUCCGGGUUAAGCGAACUGGAAUUCGGGGGGGGCGACGAGGGAGGGAGGUGGAGGGGAAAAGACAACCACCACUUUCAGGACAAAGCAAUUCAAGGAUGUACCUGAAGUGAUUGCCAGCUAUAUUCGCCUUUGUUCCUUUUUUGGGGCAAGGCAGUCUAUAGGGAUUAGGGAUUAGGGAUUAAUCCAAGGUGUCGAACCCGGGUUUGAGGAAAGUUCGUUGGGCAGUCCGAAAACGGGCGGACUAAAAACUUGGACACGGGGGGAA